Molecule: messenger RNA, 1242 nt
Organism: Coffea arabica (coffee)
Lineage: Eukaryota; Viridiplantae; Streptophyta; Magnoliopsida; Gentianales; Rubiaceae
Product: probable 6-phosphogluconolactonase 1
Biological process (GO): carbohydrate metabolic process; pentose-phosphate shunt
Molecular function (GO): 6-phosphogluconolactonase activity
Source: RefSeq, a predicted model, not a curated record
UGACAAAAGGGUCACUGAAAAUAUUUCUUGCUUCAAUCUUUCUCUCUGGUCAUUUAUCCGUUUACUUUCUAGAUUGUAGUAUCAGUUUGUGUUUCUCUGUGUGCAGGUAAGUGUUCCGAGAGUGUGUUUUGUCACGAUCAUUGGAUGCACGUGGAAGUCCAGAAGAGGGGCUGUGUUUCAUUUUGUUGUCAGAAGCAUGGCACUUUGUGGGGCUAAAAAGGAUGGAAGAGAACUGAAAAUUUACGAAAAUACAGAUGAACUAAGUACUGAUCUGGCAGACUAUAUUGCAGAAUUAUCAGAGAAUUCUGUGAAAGAACGUGGAGUGUUUGCCAUUGCUUUAUCUGGUGGCUCCCUAAUUAGUCUGAUAUGUAAACUAUGUGAGGCUCCUUAUAACAAGACUGUUGAUUGGGCCAAGUGGUAUAUAUUUUGGGCUGAUGAACGCGUGGUGGCAAAGAGUCAUGCUGAUAGCAAUUAUAAGCUGGCAAAGGAUGGCAUUCUGUCCAAGGUCCCUGUUAUUCCAAGCCAUGUGCAUUCUAUCAAUGAUACUGUAUCAGCAGAAAAAGCUGCUGAGGACUACGAGUUUGUCAUCAGGCAGCUUGUGAGGACUCGUGUAAUCAAUGUUUCUGAUAUCUGUGACUGCCCAAAGUUUGAUCUGAUCCUUUUGGGGAUGGGUCCUGAUGGGCAUGUCGCGUCGCUCUUUCCCGGUCACUCAGUGCUUGAUGAAAAAGAACAGUGGGUGACUUUCAUCACCGACUCACCCAAGCCCCCACCUGAGAGGAUCACCUUUACUUUGCCUGUGAUCAACUCUGCCUCCAAUGUGGCUGUGGUUGUCACUGGUGGCAGUAAAGCAGAUGCUGUGCACUUAGUAGUUGAUGAUGUUGAGCCUGACCAUCCGUCAUUGCCUGCAAAGCUGGUCCAGCCAACCAAGGGGAAUUUGGUGUGGUUUCUGGACAAGGCAGCGGCAUCAAAACUCGACGGCACAAAAUUUUCCGAGUAGGGCCUGGCACGUCUUGUCUAAAUGUAUGUCUGUAUGUAGUGAAGGAUAUGGAACGUUGUUGAUUCACAUUUCCUCUAGGGAUCUGUCUUUUUCUGUUUCUUGUUUUAGACAGUUAAGAAGGAGCUCUUAGUCUUGGAUUAGUCUCUUCCUCAUUUUCUGGCCUGCAUACUUCUUGGAAGGGGUUUGUAAGUGUGAUUAUCCAUUUUGUUAGAGAAAGCAAUAAAAUGUUGGCUCUUGACACAAAA